Huiozyma naganishii CBS 8797 is the source of this 528-nucleotide messenger RNA. RefSeq names its product Mcm16p (gene MCM16). The record is from RefSeq and is a predicted model, not a curated record. NCBI's taxonomy places the organism in Eukaryota, Fungi, Ascomycota, Saccharomycetes, Saccharomycetales, Saccharomycetaceae. Bases 1 to 528 code for a protein of 175 amino acids. The transcript has a single exon.
AUGGACCGAAUCGAGCAAUUGGAGCGUGCACACGUGCAGGUGCACUCGCAGUUACUGCAGGAGCUGGACAGACUGUACUUUUUGAAGGAAGGGGGGAGUAAGGGCACACUGGGCGUCAACGAGAAACAUCUGCUGGCGUUGCGUCGGCAAUUGCAACUCUCACUGGAGAAGUCCGUUGCCGCAGCGAAGACUCUGAAACGGCUCGGAGACGAGACGGCUGGUACGAACAGUUCCGAGCAGGCGAUUACACUCCGACUGAAAGACCUAAUGGAUGCCAACGGGGCGCUGGACGAGGAGAUCGCAGACACGAUGCAACACACGCUGCAAUUGAAUGACGACCUGUCGCGUGCGACCGCUGAGUUCGACACGCUCAAAUCGCAGCUGCAGAAUCUCCAUCCGCAGGUCACGCAGCAAUUGGUCACCAACCCGCCGGAAACGACCGAGGAAAUCGCGGCAACGGCCACACCGCAGUCAGAGACACUACAGGAACUACUGACCGCUUUGCAAUUGAUCUCAGGGUCCCUGUGA